ACUCCGGAAACGCCAUCGAGUGACAAGCUAUGAGUGCCUAGCUCCAAAUAUCUUACCCUAGCAUGAACAUUUAUCAUACAAAACCCCUUUAUUGCCCUCCGCCCCAUACUCCGGAAAUUACCGAUACACGGACCGAAAUACCUAUGUAGGCUCCCUUGCCCACAAUACUAGCCAGUAAGCAGAUUCAAGAUUUACUCGAGUACAGGGGAAGGUCAGCCUGGGUGGGUUAGGGUUAUAAGUGGGGUGCGAUGAAGUGACCUCUUUGGCCCCUCACAACCCCUAGGUUCAUCCCCUAGGAGCACAUCAUACCACGACUCGCUGAGUCACUACGUAAAUCCGAAGGACACAGACAAGAGUUGGUUCAUUCAAUCACCAGAAUUGCAAAGAAAGGAAAAAGAAAAGAAGACGAAAAUGGCACCCUUCAACCUAGUCGUCGCCCAAAAGGUUCGCUGAUUCCCGCGCUCUCCCUUUGGUUUAUCCUAUAAGUUUGCGAUGCUGAUUUGAGUACAACGCUCGCCAGGCGUCUCCGGGGCUCAUCUACCCAGUACUCAUUGCGGCCAGUAUAGUCAACGCCGUCGAUAACAUUCAGCCUGUCGCCAUCGUUACCUACAAAGAUGUCGAUCUUCUCGAUAGGAAAGACAAGGCAUCCGCGGUCGGCGUACAGUUUGACGGUGAAGAGAUGAUAUAUGGCCCUGAGGGCGUUCUCUAUAGAAUCCUCAAGUCUUAUUCAUCCUCCCUUCGGUCCCGCGUUGAGAGCACUGCUGUAUACCGACUUCAUAGAAAAAUAAAAAUGGAAUAUUCGGCUAACCGCUGAUUAGGAGGACGAAUGGAUCAAGUUCAGCACCACUCGCUUGUCCGGAGGCGAUUUCAAGGCCACUUCGGCUGCGCUUGAGGAAUUGAACGACCACCUUACACUUCGCACAUUUUUAGUUGGCUAUACCUUAACAAUUGCUGAUAUUGCGGUCUGGGGAGUUCUUAAUGGGAACGGGCAGGCCAUCUCUGCUAUCAAGAGAAAUCACCUGCCAAACCUAGUCCGCUGGUUCAAGUAUAUCGGGUCUAUAGAGAGAGUUACCACCUCUGUCGACUCUUUCAAGGCGGAGGCCAUUACCAAGAAGAAGGCUAAGAGUAAGGAGACCAACUAUGACAUUGGCCUCAUGGAUACUGAGAAGGGUGUCGUUACUCGGUUCCCUCCAGAGCCAUCGUAUGAACCACACUCUAGAUUUCAUACGGACCCAAGCUGAUAUGCAAAACAGUGGAUAUCUACACAUCGGACAUGCCAAAGCUGCUAUGCUGAAUCAAUACUUUGCCCAACACUAUAACGGUACUCUGAUUGUUCGUUUCGAUGAUACCAACCCUACCAAGGAGAAGCAGGAAUUCCAAGACAGCAUCCUACAGGAUUUAGAGCUCUUGGGCAUAAGGGGAGAUAAGCUUUCCUAUACUAGUGACCACUUUGACGCUUUAUACGACCUUGCAAUAGAAAUGAUUAAGCGCGGGAAAGCGUAUUGCGACGACACCACUCAAGAACAGGCAAGCUAUAAAAAAAUUAAAUUCGAGAUCGCACAGAUGCUAAUAAAGUCUUCAGAUGCGCGCUGAGAGAAUGGACGGAAUCGCUAGCAAAAACAGAGAUCGUUCGGUUGAAGAGAACAUAAAAAUCUUCGAAGAAAUGGCUCGAGCAACCGAAGCCGGUAUCAAGAAUUGCCUUCGAGCAAAAAUUUCAGUAGACGACCCUAACAAAGCAAUGCGUGACCCUGUUAUUUAUCGCUGCAAUCCAUCUGCUCAUCACCGCACUGGCGAAAAGUACAAGGUUUACCCUACUUACGACUUUGCUUGUCCCCUCGUGGAUAGUAUCGAGGGAGUUACCCACGCACUCAGGACCGUAGAGUAUAGAGAUCGCAAUCCCCAGUAUUGGUGGAUGCUGGAGGCAUUGGGAAUGAGAAAGGUUCACGUUUGGGACUUUGCCAGACUUAACUUUAUCAAAACUCUUUUGAGCAAGAGAAAGUUGACCUGGUUUGUUGAGCAAGGACUUGUCUGGGGAUGGGACGAUCCUAGAUUCCCAACUGUUAGGGGAAUUCGUCGCCGUGGAAUGACCAUUGAAGCGCUAAGACAAUUUAUCCUAGCGCAAGGGCCUUCGAAGAAUGUCGUCAAUCUUGAUUGGACCAUCAUCUGGGCCGGUAACAAGAAGGUGAUUGAUCCAAUCGCUCCACGACAUACCGCUAUUAUCAAAAAGUCGCAGUAAGUCCCCUCCCCCCCGUAUUAUAGAAUCCAUAAAAUACCAACACAUCCCAGCGUCAAAGCAACCAUUACCGGUGCUCCCACCCCAGCCGUCUGCGAGGACAAGCCCAAGCACAAGAAGAACUCCGCGAUCGGCACCAAAAAGACCUACCUUGGCAGCACCAUUCUUCUCGACCAAGCCGACGCCCGUUCCUUCAGGGAAAACGAGGAAAUCACUCUCAUGGACUGGGGUAAUGCAAUUAUCACUUCGAUCGAGCGUGCCUCCCCCGAGUCUGAUGUAACUUCCCUAACUCUCAAACUCCAUCUCGAGGGUGACUUCAAAAAGACCGAGAAGAAGGUCACAUGGCUCGCCACCGAGCAAUCUCUAGUGCCUGUUGAACUUGUCGACUUCGACUAUCUCAUCACGAAGGACAAACUCGAGGAGGAGGACGACCUGGCUAACUUUAUCAAUAAAGAAACCGAGUUCCGUGAAGACGCUAUCGCCGACGAGAAUGUCAGGAACGUGAGGGUCGAUGAUAUCAUCCAAUUUGAGAGAAACGGUUACUAUAGGUGUGAUCGCGCGGCAGCGGAGGGAGUCAAAGCGGUGUUUUUUUUGAUUCCUACAGGAAAGGGGGAGAAAACGGCCGAUAAGAAGUAG
Messenger RNA from Tuber aestivum (summer truffle), 2869 nucleotides. The record is from the annotation of a GenBank genome assembly. Lineage: Eukaryota; Fungi; Ascomycota; Pezizomycetes; Pezizales; Tuberaceae.